AAAAUGCUGUACGUAAUGGCGAACAAAUGUGAAUUUAGCAAUGGCGACGGCAUAGUUGUACAAUAACUGCGUAGCUGAUUUAUUUUAUAUUGUGUGUAACCAAUUUGACUUAUCAUUGGCGUCCUCACGCCUAACAACGGGGCCUUAUAACCCCACAAAUUUACACCGGAAGAAGUAUUGAUUUCUCCGUUAGCAAGAUGAUGAUGUAUACGGGAACUAGUACAGAGCAGGACACCCGCUUCAGUGACAAGGAGAAGAAGCUGAUGAAGCAAAUGAAGUUUGGAGAUUGCCUCACUCAGCAGGUUGACAUGUCAAAAGUGAAGCUCGACGUGCUGAAGCCGUGGAUCACUCAAAAGAUAACAGAAAUUCUAAACAUGGAAGAUGAUGUUGUCAUUGAAUAUGUCACCAACCAGCUUGAAGAAAAGUUCCCAUGCCCAAAGAAAAUGCAGAUCAACUUGACUGGAUUCCUAAAUGGAAAGAACGCACGCCUUUUCAUGGGAGAGUUAUGGGAGCUGUUGCUGAGCGCGCAGGCCAGUGAAAACGGUAUACCCGAAUCAUUUACUCAGCAGAAGAAAGAAGAAAUAAAGAAGAGAAUGGAGGAGCAGCAGAACAAGGACAAAGACAAGGAGCGACGGAGAUCGAGGUCCCGGUCGCGUUCCCGGCGCCGCUCUCGCGACCGACGGCGCUCCCGAACUCGUUCUCGUGAUCGUUCCAGUGACAGAAAGCAUCGUAACGGCGGAAGUCCGCGUCGAUCGAGACGGCGCAGCAGCCCGAUCAGAGACAAGGUCAGCCCUGCGAAAACUGAACCGGAAACCAAAGCUCCAAGUGUAGCAGAGAACGGUAAGUCACCAGAAAAGAAUGAAGAAGAGGUUAAAGAAGAACCAGUUCAGAAUAAUUCUCCAACUGUCAAUGAACCUGUCAAUGAUGAAAACAAGGAACCAACCAUAACACAGAACGUUGAAGAGAAAUCUGAAGUUGAAGGUCAGAAAUCUAGAUCUGUGUCACCUGCUAAGUCAACGGACGAGAAAGAAAAAACCAAUGACGAGAAACCUGCUGAUAAGUCGCGCCGAUCAUCUAGCGAAAGACGCUCGUCUUCAGCUUCAUCCCGUGGCAGUGUGAAGAAGAGAUCGUCACAUAAAAAACGACAAUACCGUUCGAAUCGUGAUUCUUCUACAAGUGUUAGCCCUAGGCGCAGCUCCCGAAGAGAAAGGAGUAAAUCUCGCCGUAGGAGCAGCCGACGUAGGUCGUUAGAUCGUCGUGAGAGGGAAAGAGAACGGGAGAGAGAAAGAGAACGCGAACGUGAAAGAGAGCGACGACGCCGUGAACGAGAACGGCGUGAGAGGUCGAGAGAACGUCGACGAUCGCUUGAAAGACGCAGACGGUCGCGUUCACGCUCUCGACGACGUUCAAGAGACAGGUCUCGAGACCGUCGCCGCUCCCGUUCACGUCGCAGGUCGCGGUCGAGGCGUCGCUCGGGACGCAGGUCACGCGACCGACGCUCACGUGAUCGCCGCUCCAAAGACCGCCGCUCACGAGAUAAGUCCAGAGAGCGAAAAUCGCGCGAUCGCUCCAGGAGAUCCAGGGACAGGAAAUCUCGCGAUAGAAGGUCUAGCGAUAUUAUCAAGGAGCGUUUAGAGAAAUCUGUCUCGAUUCCGAGAAAAGAAAAUAAUGACAAAUUACCCAAAAAGCCUGAGCACCUGCCUAUUCCGCGUGAGCAAUCUAAAGAGCGCAUUAUAUCUAGCACAAGCCGAGAAUCAUCAGUAGCUGUUGAAAAACCCCCACCAGAACCUUUUAAUGACGGAAAAACCCAGUCAGACCACACUGACGACGAAGAGAAAGAAGAUAUUGUAAAUAUUCCAAACCUGCGUGAAUACUCAAAAAGUCUUUCACGCACUCCAUCACCGUUCUUGCGAAGACAUGAAAUUGACAAAAACAAGAAAUCUGAUGAAGUUUCGGGAAAAGAGCAGAAUGAGGACGAAAUAAAAACCAAGGAAUCCAAAAGAGCUAAACGUAAAGCCCAUCAAUCUGAUUCUGAAAGUGCGAGUAGCGAGGAGCUAUCGAAAUCCAAAAGUAAGUCCAAAAUCAAGCGUAAGGAGAAAGGUACAUCUAAGAGAAAUAAGAAACUCAAAAAAGAGAGCUCUUCUAGCGAUAGCGAUUCUGAGGAAUCUUCUUCUAGUGAAUCUGAAGAAGAUAGGAAGAAGAAAAGCAAAAAGAAUGCUAAAAAGAAGUUGGCCAAGAAAUCAAGAAAGAAAAGAGCGCGCUCGUCGAGCUCCGACUCCAGUUCGGAAGAAGAAGUUAAACACAAGGCUUCAAAGACAAAACAAAAAAAUGUCGUCGACGAAUCUGAUGUUGAUAAGAAGUCUAAAAAACGCGCCAAGGAUGCGAGUAGCGAAAGGUCAAGGUCUGAGAAGGUUGAAAACAAGCUCAAGUCCAAAAAAGUCGAUUCUGAGGAUUCCCAAGAUGAUAGUUCGGAUACUGAUGCAAAAUCUAAGAAGAAAAACACUAAACGUGAUACUUCUAGUUCAGAAAAAGACCCAAAACGCGGUAAAAAAACUGACUCUAUUAAGGAAAAAGCCUUAUCACCAGAAGUUGCUAAAUUAAAGAAAGUAGAGGAUAAACCAGCAAAAGUGAAAGUAGACGAUGCUAAACCUAAAUCUCGUGACGAAAAUGAGAAAAAACCUAAAAAGAGGGAAAAGGAAGAGUCCUCUUCUGAAAGUGACCAGGUGUCAAAGAAGAAAGCAAGGAAGAAGGUAACAGACUCAGAGUCAGAUUCAGACAGUGAUGAACCUAAGAAAUCCAAGAAAAAUAAGAAACAUAAGAAGCAUUCUAAAAAGCAUAAGAAACACAAGAAGCAUAAGAAAUCAUCAAAGAAAAAAGAGGAUUCUUCUGAUAGCGAUGAAGCCGAGGAAGAAGAGGAAGAAGGAAAAGUUAAUAACGAAGAUUUGGAGAAGAAACUGAGAGAGAGAGCAUUGAAGUCGAUGAAGAAACAAACUAGUGUUUCUGGAUCCGAUUAGUGUUCGUUUUUUUUUCUAUUUGACUUCUAAGAAAAAUUUCAUUGAACGUACAGCAUGUUAUUAAAAUAUUUUAAUGAAUUUGCUGAAACGAUUUUAAUUAACAUAUAUUUCAUAUUGUUAGUAAUAAUAAAUAAAAUAAUACGAA
This is a messenger RNA of Bombyx mandarina (wild silkworm), 3159 nucleotides long. RefSeq names its product Serine-arginine repetitive matrix 1 (gene Srrm1). Gene Ontology annotation, biological process: regulation of mRNA splicing, via spliceosome. The record is from RefSeq and is a predicted model, not a curated record. Gene Ontology annotation, molecular function: RNA binding. Gene Ontology annotation, cellular component: spliceosomal complex. NCBI's taxonomy places the organism in Eukaryota, Metazoa, Arthropoda, Insecta, Lepidoptera, Bombycidae.